Cynoglossus semilaevis (tongue sole) is the source of this 3833-nucleotide messenger RNA. RefSeq names its product solute carrier family 26 member 5 (gene slc26a5). Gene Ontology annotation, cellular component: membrane. The record is from RefSeq and is a predicted model, not a curated record. Gene Ontology annotation, molecular function: secondary active sulfate transmembrane transporter activity. Bases 359 to 2350 code for a protein of 663 amino acids. NCBI's taxonomy places the organism in Eukaryota, Metazoa, Chordata, Actinopteri, Pleuronectiformes, Cynoglossidae. The transcript has 14 exons. Gene Ontology annotation, biological process: sulfate transmembrane transport.
UUGUGUGUUUGUAGAAAGGAUCGUAGACUCCGUCUUUUGUUCUUUCUUGGACAGAGGUUCACAGAGUGACUCCUCUGUCUCCGUAGACAAUCUUUGUAGUGCCAUAAACUGCCGCUUGAGUCCACUGUCUGUGAACCGGAGGCUCGGAGCUGCCGCUACUGGGCGAACAGUUAAUGUUCAACGGUAGGCGGUACUUUAUAACCUGGUGUCCGAAUCUCCUCCGGAGAGCCAGCAGCAUCCUCACGGCAGUGACAGGCAGACGGGAAAGGUCGCAGUAAUUAGAGGAGAAGAAGAGACGAGGAUGACGAGGAGAUAGUUGGAAACAUCGUCCACAGUCGUCCACACCACUGUCCCCGUCAUGGAGCAGGACGCUGCAGCAGCCAAGGCGGACGCCCACCCUCAGCUGACGUACAGGGUCGAGCGCCCAGUCUAUAAUGAAGCCGUCCUCCAGACGCAGAUUCUCACCCGGAGAGAAAACAGCGCCACCCUCAGAGAGAGGCUGGGCCAACACUUCAGGUGUUCGUCGUCCAGAGCCAAAGCCGCCGUCCAGAGCUUCCUGCCUAUCCUGACGUGGCUGCCGUCCUAUCCGGUCAAAGAGUACUUGUUUUCUGAUGUGGUGUCAGGCCUCAGCACUGGAGUGGUGCAGCUGCCUCAAGGUCUGGCCUAUGCUAUGCUAGCUGCCAUGCCUCCUGUUUACGGCCUGUACUCGUCGUUCUACCCUGUUCUGCUCUACACCGUCUUUGGAACCUCCAGACACAUAUCAGUGGGAACCUUCGCCGUUAUCAGUCUGAUGAUUGGGGGCGUGGUCGUGCGGGAGGCGCCAGACUCCAUGUUUCCCAGCGCUCAUGGGAACGGAACCAACGUGACGGCGCUCCUGGACACGAGGGACCGGGACAUGAAGAGAGUCCAAAUAGCCGUGGCGCUAACGACCCUGGUGGGAAUCAUCCAGAUCAUGUUUGGUCUCCUCAGGUUCGGGUUCGUGGCCAUCUACCUCACCGAGCCUCUGGUGCGAGGCUUCACCACGGCGGCGGCCGUGCACGUGUGCGUCUCCCAGCUGAAGUACCUGCUGGGGGUGAAGACGCAGCGCUUCAGUGGACCCUUCUCUGCAGUCUACAGCGUCAAAGCGGUCCUGAUGGACAUCACCAGCACCAACGUCACCACCCUCAGCCUCGGCCUGGUCUCCAUGGUCUUCCUGUACGCCAUCAAAUACACCAACGAGCGCUUCAAGAAGAAGCUGCCCAUCCCCAUCCCCGGGGAGAUCAUCGUCGUCAUCGUGUCCACGGGCGUCUCCUACGGCAUGUCUCUGUCUCAGGACCACGCCGUGGACGUGGUUGGGGACAUACCAACAGGGCUUCACCCCCCCGCUGUCCCAGACUUCUCUCUGUUGCCCAGUCUGGUCACGGACGCCUUCGCUGUAGCCAUCGUGGGAUUCUCCAUGGGCAUCUCUCUGGCCAAGAUCUUCGCCCUGAAGCACGGCUACAGUGUGGACGGCAACCAGGUGGGUGGAGCCAAACUCCUGAUGGGACGCGACCCACACAUUUAUCUACACACACUGUGUUGGUUUAAACCUGCCUUACACGCCGAAAGGUCCUGGGUUCGAAGCCCAGUGGAACCACAUUGGUCAGAGGGGGUGUGGUCGGGGUGUGAACGUCCUCUGUCUUUUCUUCUCAGUCCAAAGAGUGGAAUCCUGGGCCACGUCCCUGGGACUGGGCUGUACUACGAUGUAGACGAGUACGAGGAGGCGGCUGAAUUUGAGGGGAUUAAGAUUUUCUACUCCAACUCCUCCGUCUACUUCGCCAACAGUGAUCAUUAUGUCAACACCCUGAAGAAGAAGACUGGACUAAACCCUGAACGUCUACAGACCGCUCGUAAACUCCGACAGAAACAGGAGACGACGACGACGACAGAGGAUCAGAAUUCUCCACUGAAGAUCUGUGUGAAGUAUGACCAACAGAAGGUGACCCAGGAAGUUGUGUGCAGUAAUCACCUGCAGGAGGAGAACACUGACGGUCCACUAGGGGGACGCCACCCAUCAGAACCAGAGGAGGCGGUCCACCUCAGGUCCAGGAGCGGCGUCCACUCCGUCAUCUUGGACUGGACGCCAGUCACGUUCGUGGACUCUGUCGGGGCCAAAGCCGUCAAACAGGUCAUGAAGCAGUACGCAGCCGUGGAUAUCCAGGUGCUGAUUGUAACCAGCAACAGAAGUCUUUUGGACGAGCUGGAGACGCUGCAGUUCUUUGGGGGAGUGGUCUCCAAAGACAUGGUCUUCCCCACGGUCCACGACGCCGUGCUGCACUGUCUCCAGUCCAGGGGGAGGAGCAGCUUCAGUGGAGCGGAGCAGGAGGUCUGAGGUGAUCACUAAUCAAAGACAGGACUGUCCAGGCCCAGGUCCAGGUCCAGGUCCAGGUCCAGGGUUGGUUUGACACUGAAGGUGCUGCCGUUUGGUGGACGAUUCCUGGUCUAAAGUUAGGACGACGUUAGAUUUUUCACAGAAUGAUCCACAAACCAAAGACAAACAGUUUUACUGCCACGGAGAGAAAUGAACAAAACUUUGACUUAUGCAGUUAUACACAGAUAUAUGUGUAUAUAUGUACACACAUUUAUAUACAAAUAUAUGUUUAUAUUUAUAUAUGUGUAUAAAUGUACAUACAUUUGUGUACAAAUACAUGUAUAUACAUACAUAUAUUUAUAUACAAAUAUAUAUGUAUACAUAUAUGUAUAUAUAUUUUUCUGACUUCUUUCUUCUUAGUAAAUAUAUUUCUGAAGGUAAUUUAGUGAAAGGGUUGACCCUCAGCUGGAAGUUAUUUUAGUUCUUGUUGUUUAAGCUGCAACAUGUGUGUGUGUGUGUGUGUGUGUGUGUGUGACACCCACAGCUGUACUGUAUUUCUUCACCUGUGAACCAUGAUGACCAGCAGCACUGACCUCUUCUUCAGCCUGGACUCUGUUACAGUGCAGUCCAAUCACUGGAGUUUGUGCUGAACUUCUGCUGUUACAGUGUAAACACGGGCUGUUAGUACAAAUGGACACGGUGUUCUGGGGGGGGGGGGGACCAUGUGACCAUGUGACUGUUUGAUAGGUAAUAGAGCCGUGAGAAUUGAAAUAAACGUUGUUUUUACAGACACGCCGUCUUCGCCUGACCUGAUCCUACCGCAGCUGACGUUUACAGACACGUCAUAGGAGGGAGGAGUCAGCGAGGGCUUCUAGUAUAAAAAUAACUUUAUAAAGUGCUUUUAAUGUGUUAAAUACACAUGAUAUUAACUUUAACGAGGACACGACAGGUUCUUCUGUGCAGUAUAAAGUCAUAACAGCAGCUGAAAUCUAUCAAUAAUCAACACGUUAACGAUCCUGACCCUCGACAGUUAUAAUUAAUUUCAGCCGUUUCAGUCUUUAACUGCUGCCCAAUAAAAAGACGUCUUAUUACGGGGGCGUCUCACAACAAACGUCGUGAUUUACUAAAGUAAAGACUCUUACCAAUAUAGUCAUAACUGAGUUAUUGUAAAACAUACUGUAGGCGCUGGUCACAUUCAUAAACUUCUGAUCGUUCUCAUAACAUCGACAAACGAGGCUUUAUGAGCAUGUUACUGAGAAAGGAGGGCGUGGGUGACAUCUGCUGGCAGAGUCGGUGAUGUACAGCCUUGUAAAGGUGACGCCGACAAAACUCGUGUUUUGUUUCACUGUAACGAUCUAGCUCUACUAUCACUACUGUCAGACUGACAUCGAAUUAUUUUCCCAUUGGUUUUUAUUAAAAAUAAAGAUCCCCUGAUAUCAUUGUUGCUCUAACACUCUCAAUGAUGAUACAUUGUUUGCCAAUGAAGAAUAAAAGAAAAAAAUCA